GGGAGUUUUUUUUUCUUUUUUUAACCAUUUCUUGGGAAUUUGUUUAUAAUUAUUAUAUGAUUACAAAUAGGUGAUGGGGUAAGGAUUAAACUUUGUGGGAACUUUCAACUUUGGUUGGAAAGAGUUAAGCCACUACUCUAGUAAUCUGCUGAGCUCUUUCUCCCAACCACUUUGCCAAAACAGACAACCUCCUUCAAACUUUUCUCUUGUUCUCUCUCUUCAUCUCUUUCUAUUUAUUUUUUCACUAUACUCACAACAAAAAAGAAAUGUAUUAUAGUGUUUGUUUAUAUGCACUCUCUUUGUUAGGGUCAGGAAUGUUGUUUAAGAGAACUUCAGUGGUUUUGGUACUUAUUUUGGUGUCAUGGGCAUUUCAGGCUGCAAGGCCCCCACCACCUAAAACAUGUGGCUCCCCUGGAGGACCACCUAUCACUGCUCCAAGAAUUAAGCUUAGAGAUGGAAGGUUUUUGGCCUACAAAGAGUAUGGUGUUGCAAAAGAAGUUGCCAAAUAUAAGAUUGUCUUUCUUCAUGGCUUUGUAUCUUGCAGACAUGAUGCACUGGUUGCAAUAACCCUCUCUCCAGAAACUAUUGAAGAGCUACAGAUUUAUGUGGUGGGAUUUGACAGGCCAGGCUAUGGAGAAAGUGACCCUGAUCCUAACCGCACAGUAAAGACUCUGGCUUUAGAUGUAGAAAAUCUUGCUGAUCAGUUGGGACUUGGAUCAAAAUUUUAUGUGAUGGGAUUUUCCAUGGGUGGUCAGGCCAUAUGGGGUUGCCUCAAGUAUAUUCCCAAUAGGCUUGCAGGAGCAGGACUCAUUGCGCCUGUGGUCAACUACUGGUGGCCUUCUUUUCCUUCAAACUUGUCUGAUACUUAUUACCUACAACCACCACAGGAUCAAUGGACACUCAGAGUUGCUCACUACCUACCAUGGCUAACCUACUGGUGGAACACUCAGAAGUGGUUUCCUUCAUCAAGUGUUAUAAUUGAGAAACUUGAAACUUUCUCUCCUCAAGAUCUACAACUUGUCAUGGAAAGGCUUUCAGAGCCUGAACUUAACAGAGACAAGUACAAGAUGCAAAUCAGACAGCAAGGAGAUUUCGAGUCUGCACAUCGGGACUUAAGAGUUGGAUUUGGGAGUUGGGAAUUUGAUCCAAUGACUGAUUUGAAGAACCCUUUUCCUAACAAUGAAGGUUCUGUCCAUCUAUGGCAGGGUGAUGAAGAUAGGCUUGUCCCGGUAGCACUGCAACGCUAUGUUGUUAAUAAGCUUCCAUGGAUUAAGUACCAUGAACUAGGAGGUGCUGGACACAUGUUUCCCCUUGCCAAGGGAAUGAGUGAAAUUAUGAUGAAACAGUUCCUGAUUGGGGAGAAGUAGGUUUGAUUUUGUCAUACAUUAUUCUCUCUAUUUAGGACUUCAUAGAAAUGACACCUUUGACACAAGGGACCAUUGCUGAUAGUGUGUAAUAAGCAUGUCUAUGUUUUCAGUCUCACCUGUGGUGCCCAUAUAUACAAGAUUGAAACAUUUCCCAUGGAAAACGGAAGAGCUUUUUCUUUUUUUUAAAAAAAAAAAAAAUGGUUUUGUUGAUUGUGUUUUUGCAGCUGUUUUAUUUUGUUUGUAUGUGUUUUU
Messenger RNA from Cannabis sativa, 1619 nucleotides. RefSeq lists its product as uncharacterized. The record is from RefSeq and is a predicted model, not a curated record. Bases 267 to 1367 code for a protein of 366 amino acids. The transcript is spliced from 5 exons. Lineage: Eukaryota; Viridiplantae; Streptophyta; Magnoliopsida; Rosales; Cannabaceae.